Molecule: messenger RNA, 579 nt
Organism: Triticum turgidum subsp. durum (durum wheat)
Lineage: Eukaryota; Viridiplantae; Streptophyta; Magnoliopsida; Poales; Poaceae
Source: the annotation of a GenBank genome assembly
AUGUUCGACGGUGUCCUCCUGUGGGCCGCCACCGCCGCCGCCGAGCUCGGCAUCCCGCGGUAUGCAUUCACCGGCACGGGCUGCUUCAUGCUCUUGGUGCAGCGGUCCCUGCUCCUCCACACCCCGCAGGAGAGAGUCACGUCGCCCACAGAGUCGUUCGUUGUGCCAGGCCUCGUCCGUACGAACCCGCCGCUAAGAAGCGGCAGUGCGGCGCCCGCCGCGAACGCCAGAGCCGACGCGCCCGCUGCCAGCGUCGGGCUCGGCAGGUUGCUCCUGUCGCCGCUGCCCCCGUCGACGUCGCGGGUACGCUUGAUCUGGGGUCACCUCAAUUUCAUACUGCACGUACACGGACACGAACUCACCGAUGGCCAUGUUGCAGGCGCCGGACACGAGCCCCGCGACGCCCGACCAGGCGUAUGUCUCCGCGGUGUCCUGCUCCGACUGCCGCUUCAAGCAGCGCGCCCUGGCGCCGGCGUCACCGGGAGCCGUCAUCCGCUCGCUGUUCGUCUCCCUCACCGGACGGUCCACUCCGCGCUCCUCGCCGUCUCCGACGUCUCCCUCGGAAGGCGACGCGAGUGA